Molecule: messenger RNA, 2939 nt
Organism: Gymnodraco acuticeps
Lineage: Eukaryota; Metazoa; Chordata; Actinopteri; Perciformes; Bathydraconidae
Product: protein FAM161A-like
Biological process (GO): cilium organization
Cellular component (GO): cilium
Source: RefSeq, a predicted model, not a curated record
UAUAAAUGUCCUAUAUAAAUAAAACUUGAUUUGAUUUAAAUAUAAUAACACUUAAUUAUUUAUGCAAUCAUCCUGUCAUUUCCUGUCCCGCUACGUCAUUUCCUUCCCAACCAAGCACCGCUCCGUUGCUAAGGGGUCCACCUGCUGCCUAGUUACCGAAACAGUUUUCAGCGCGUGGAUUACAGACUGAUUUGUCUCAAAUUAUCUCGUUUUUGUCACUUUAUUUAACAUUUAAACUACAUUAAAGUGGAGGAAAUACUGCGUCGUCAUGGCCAACGCCCACCGGACCAACGCGCUGGUCACUUCUUGUCUGAAAACGCCGGUAGAUCCGCACACCAAAGCGCCGUUAGCUUCUUACGAGCGGGGGAGACGAGUGCUGCCACACACAUAUACCUGUUUAGCGGACAACCGGGACUACGAGAGGGAGCGCGAGUACGAAGACUCUGGCUCUGAUUUCUGUGAGGAGGACUAUGUGGGGAGGGGGGGGGCUCUCAUGCUGACGGACUACAGAGCGGCAGGAGAUCGCCUCGACCUGAGUGAGAUCUUCUUCUCCAACGAGGAGUACUACAGCAAGCUGGAGGAGCUGAAGAAGGCUCACCUGCGCACCAUGGCCGAGCUGGAGAGCAUGUACCGGAGGAAGCUGCAGCUCAAGGCCUCGGAGCCCCCGGGAGCCACCGCGCUGCAGGCAGACAGGCACAGGGUCCCAUGGUCACACGGCAGCCCAGCAGCUUCACGUCACUUGAGGAAGUCUCAGUCUGCAGUUGAGCUGAGGAGGAGCUCCCCUCUUUCAGACUACUCAGACGAAGAGGAGGAAACGCAUGUGGAGAAAGGCUUGGUGUGCUCUCCUAAAGAGCACAUCAAGAACAUGUGGCAGGACUUCAAGCUGUCCCCUAAACACCUGUCCGCCUCCUCCGUGCAAAGCCUGUCCGCAGACCAGAAGAAGCCACGCAAGGGAAGAGGAAAGAAGAGGCAGGAGCAUGAAGACAGAGAGCAGGACAACUUGAAACCCAAAUCCACCGUCCCAGAGCCUUUCCAGAUGAUGCUGCGUGAGGACGAGAGGCGGAAGCGUGGCAUCAAGUCUCGCUCAGAGAUCGAACAGGAGAACGCAGACCUGAGGCGGCAGCUGGAGGAACUGACCGAGUGCCAGAGGAAGUUCCGGGCCAGCCCCAUACCGGCUCAUGUUCACCUCCCGCUCUACGAGGAUCUGCAGGGGCGCAAGAAGCGAGAAGACGUGCAACCUCGAACCCUCCAGAAGCCCUUCAGCUUCCUGGAGAGGGAGCGGCUGAAGAAGGAGCAGAAAGAGCGCCAUCCUUCACCCAAUGAGGACAGAGUGAAACCCUUCAGAGCCACGCCUGUUCCCAGGUCUGUGUACGCAGCUGCCACGGGCGAGCAGAUGAAGGAGGAGCAGCUGUAUCGCUCCAUCAAGAUACAGAUGAGAGCUCAGGAGAUGCUCCACAGCGCCGCCAUGCCUCCCAGCAUGCUCACACGACGACUCAGCGACCGCAAGAAAAACAAAGACGGUAGCUCUGAGGUCAAAGGGGACGACAACAUCUCCCACAAACUCCACAUCCACACAGAGGUGCCCGACUUCGACGCCCGUUACAGACGCUUCCAGAAACACCUGGAGAAACAGAAGGAGGUGAAGCCCACUACUACGUGCGAACCAUUCGAGUUGAGGACGUCCCACAUCAGUUCGCACCGUGAACGCAUCCUGGCCGACAUGGAGAAGGAGCAGAGCAGCCCGAAGGCGAUGCGCUGGCCACACGUCAGCCGCGGGAAAUCUCGCACGGCAAACUCUAGCCUGUGCUCGUCGCUCUCCGGCAGCCUGGAGAUCCUGCCGGGGAAAGUGACAGACGCCACAAAGAAGCGCCAUGACGCCGUGAGAAAGGUGCUGGAGGAGAGGAGGAAGGCCGAGGAAGAGGAGGAGCGGUGGAAGGAGAGCCAGAGGCAGAGGGAGAGGAAGCUGCAGCGGGUGGUGCUGAAGCGAGCGCAGGCCAACGACCCCCACCUGGCUCUCUCUCUGACGAACCAGGGCAAACUCAAAGAAUUCAGGAAACAAGGGCUUCAGCGUAAGAAGGAGUACCAGCAGGAGAUUAAGGAGAUGAAGCAGAGAGUGAAGGGCAGACCGCUGCUGCUGGAGCAGGUCGCUCAGAGGAAUGCUAAGCAGGCGGCGGAGAAGCGCUACGCAGACGCUCUGCAGGGAUGUGACCUGACUGAAGACUUCAUCAGCAGCAAGGCGGCUGGAGCAGGAUCUGAACACAACGCCUCUGAGUCCAGAGACAGCACACAGAGUGAACAAGAGGAGCCAGACAUGGGGUACAAACCUGUUCACUACAGGAAGGUCUUCAUGGGAGGUAACGAUGUGGAUCCAGAAGAAAAGGAAGGAGGAAGCGACGCGACUUCACAAGGUCUCCGUGACAGUGAGGACGCCAGCAGUCACCACUCUGAUCAGGAUUCAGAUGGAAGUUACCACUACUCAGACGAUCACGAGAAUUAUUCAGACGACAGCGAGCACGACGCUGACACCUCAAAGCAGGAAGAAGGGAAGUGAUGGCAUCGAAUAUCAUGAAACAAGCGGCCAUUGCUACGUCCAAAAACUCUGAUAGACACAACUGAGUGAGGAGGAACAACGAAAAGUUUUCAAUUCCUUAAAUGAUAAGAUGUUUUAUGUUAUUGUAAAUAUUGUGCUCACAUAUUGUGCUCAUAAAAUUGAGACUUUGAUAUCUUUAACCUGAGUACCUACAUACUGUACAUAGUGAGCAGUUAUUUGACAUUUCCAUGACUUUGCAUCAAUAAUGACAGGUUUAAUUUCACAUAACUGUAGUUUCAACAUCUGUAAAAUGUAAUGUAAAACACUUGUGUAAUUAGAUCUAUGAUAUAAAUUAAGUUAUAUUUAUUUAUUGCUAUAUGAAAUAUUUAUUGUUGUUUUUUGUUGUUAC